AUGUCGUGUUGGCGCGUGCUGGAGCUCUCCGAGCAGCCCGACGGCAAGCAGAUUCCCCAGCUACUCAUCAAACCCGCCUUCGACCUGGACUCGUACACAGUCCAUCUUACCGACCUCAGCAACAUCUGGAGUGAGGAGCUAAACACAGAUGGCAUCGUCAAGCGGGCUGCAUUGGAGCAAUCGCCAAUCGAAGUCAGCAAACAUGAUGCGGCGCAGGUUGCCAUUCUUCUCGAAAAUGUCAAGAAACCCCUGCUGAGUGUGGAGGGUUCCAUGUGUCGUGUCACUCGCAAUGACACGGAUGGCAUCAUUCUACACACCAGCAUAGGUCUGCCGGAGCCUCUUGGUCGCUUGACAUGGAAAUUUCACUUGGAGAAGCGAAUGUCGGCAGACCUUAAGAACGAGCUCAUCCUCCCGCUACUUGUCUCUUCCCACAUCCAGAAUGAACGCAUAAGCGGGCUCAUCUCGACAAUCGCUGCCAAAGACAAAGCAAUCACUCGACUUGUGGACCAGUUCGACUCCCAUGGCUUGGACCUGGCUGCCGCCUUCCCCAGUGCCGGUGGAACCAAGGUGGGACGAAAGAAAGUCAAACGUGAACAAGCGGAAAGGCACGUUCCCGCUUUACGGUCUUUCCACGAGGAAGCAUGGCGGCAUGAUACCGAGCAAUUGAAAGACACAAACCUGACUACGCUAGGCUUGUUCCAGGAAGCACUGGCACAGAGCACUCCGACAGUACCAUUGGAGUUGAAGUCAGGGGAUCGUGAGACUACAUGGUGGGCUGCGGUACCUACUAAGUUAAGCUUGUCGAAAGCCUCAGCCAAGACUAAGGCCAAAGUGCCUGCUGCAGCAUCGAAGCCAACAAAAGCAGCCGUGGAUUCUGGUGAUGAGACAGAGGACGAGUUUGAAACCCAUGUGAACUUCAAGACACGCGAAUUCGGCAAAAGGCCAGUGAAAACCCCGGCGCCAUUACCGUCUUCGCCACGUGACAAAGGUAGUGAGACUGAAGACGAUAGUACUGAGGACGAUGAGGAUCUGGAUGCGCCCCCCAAAAGUCAGAACCAGGUCCCAGGCCGGACUCCUCAUAAGGCAUCACUCAAGAGGACGCCCACACCUGAACGGCAUUCUUCGCCCAACGUGCUUACGCCCUCAGUACAGAAGCCAAAGGUAACUAGCUUCCGAAUAGGCGGAAAGUCAAAGAAAGCAACCGAGUCUCCUCCGCCAUCACCGAAGCCCGUAGAUGUAGAGCCAGAACCAGAGAUCCUACCAACCAGAGAGUCUGUGCCUGCUUCUCAGCCCAACCAGGCGGCAACACCCAAGAAGACCCGGAAACCAUUCAGAAUUGGUGGCAAGGGUAAGAAAGCUGAGGAUGAUGCUUCACAACGCGACGUGACAGCUUCACCAAGUACCCAGCGCUUCAGAGCAACGCACUCUCCUACCGCCGAGCCUCCAUCGUCCCCGCCGAAGAUUAUGAAAGAGAUGACGCCCGUCGAGGAGUUACAUGAAGAAACACCCGAGGAGAAGGCAGAGAGAAAGCGCGCUGAGCUGAAGCGGAAGAAUGAGGAAGCAGCCAAGAAGCAGGCGCAAGCAAAGAAGAAGAAGAGGUUUUGA
This is a messenger RNA of Alternaria rosae, 1605 nucleotides long. RefSeq names its product XRCC4-like factor-domain-containing protein. Gene Ontology annotation, molecular function: DNA end binding. Lineage: Eukaryota; Fungi; Ascomycota; Dothideomycetes; Pleosporales; Pleosporaceae. The transcript is spliced from 2 exons. Gene Ontology annotation, biological process: double-strand break repair via nonhomologous end joining. Bases 1 to 1605 code for a protein of 534 amino acids. Gene Ontology annotation, cellular component: nucleus; DNA ligase IV complex. The record is from RefSeq and is a predicted model, not a curated record.